AUGUUGCGGUAUCUUCGUUGUUGCGUUCGUACAAUGUCAAACACCAGAGAACAAUACAAGGACGCAGCUAAACUGUUGGAUCCUGCAUCUACAGUUGCCAAGAUUACAAAACGUACAAAACUAGAAAAUGAAAAUGCAAAGUUUGUCAAUUUAGAGAAAUUGGAAUACGUCUCACCAUUAGGGAAACAAGGAGUUUGGGAAAUCGCCACACGUACUACCAAGCCAAAGGGUUCACUGGUGGAUGCAGUCAUUAUUGUUCCGAUUUUGAAAUACCCAAAUGGAGAUAAGAAGCUGGUAUUUGUUAGGCAAUUCAGACCUCCUUGUAAUGGUGUUGUCGUUGAAUUUCCUGCUGGCUUGGUUGAUCCGAACGACAGCAUCGAAACAUGUGCUCUUCGGGAAUUAAAGGAGGAGACAGGCUAUGUUGGUGUAAUUAGAAAGAAAACUGGUGUUGUUUGGAGUGACCCUGGGCUGGUUGAUGCUAAUUGCUCAAUGGUAUGGGUUGAUGUUGACAUGAGUUUGAAAGAAAACAAAACUCCUGUUCCGCAUUGGAUGGACAAUGAAUGUAUUGAGGUUGUCGAUGUACCUCUGAAUGAAUUAGAAGGAAAGAUUGAUGAAUGGACCAAACAAGGCUAUCUCAUCGAUGGUAGGGUUCAAACCUUGGUUAUUGGCAUGGCUAUGGCUAAUGAAUGA
Molecule: messenger RNA, 690 nt
Organism: Pichia kudriavzevii
Lineage: Eukaryota; Fungi; Ascomycota; Pichiomycetes; Pichiales; Pichiaceae
Exons: 1
Coding region: 1-690 (229 amino acids)
Biological process (GO): nucleoside phosphate metabolic process; ribose phosphate metabolic process
Molecular function (GO): ADP-ribose diphosphatase activity
Source: RefSeq, a predicted model, not a curated record